UAUAGAGUCUCGUUUUCGGUUGGUGAAGGAUCAGAAGAGGAAGGGUUUUGUAGAGAGAGAGAGAGAGAGAGCACCAUUAAUGGCGGAAAUAUGCUGUGGUGCUGCCAGUGGAAGUGACACAGCGGCAUCUUGCGAGCCCAGUUCACGAGCAGCAAGGCGUCGAAGGAUGGAGAUUCGCAGGUUCAAGUUCAUCGCCGGCGUUGCCGUACCGUCUGAAAAUGGAAAUAAACGUCCGAAGCUAGAAGUUUAUCCGGAUUUAUCCCUGCGUGAGUGUGAGAACGCAGUUGAGAAUUGCGGCGGUGUUGCAGAGGUUCCGGAACGACGUUUGGAUCUGGAGGUGGAGGACGAUUCACCAGAAGCCAACGACCUCCCCAAUGGGUCGCCGGUCUGUUUGACCUCAAGCCCCUGUCGUUCCUUAGCUCCCGUCCAUGUCCAGCCGGUGUUGUUUGACCCGUGCCCAAAGUACGGUAUGACCUCUGUUUGUGGCCGUAGAAGAGACAUGGAAGACGCCGUGGCUAUUCACCCCUCCUUUUGCCCGCGUGAUAGUUUACAGCCCUCGGGGUUGCAUUUCUUCGGCGUUUACGACGGCCAUGGAUGCUCUCAUGUGGCGAAAUCUUGUAAAGAACGGCUGCAUCAGCUGGUGAAAGAAGAGGUGGAAAAUCGGGAAACACCUACAGAAGAAUGGAAGGAAGCGAUGGAGCGAAGCUUCUCUCGAAUGGAUAAGGAGGUUUCGGAAUGGAGUACCGAUAUACCGAUCACGAAUUGCAGGUGCGAGCUCCAAACACCACAGUGCGAUGCUGUAGGAUCAACCGCGGUGGUUGCCAUUAUCACUGCGGAUAAGAUUAUUGUCGCUAACUGUGGUGAUUCUCGUGCCGUACUCAGCCGUGGUGGGAAGGCCGUUCCGCUCUCUACUGAUCACAAGCCUGAUCGGCCGGACGAGUUAUCACGGAUUCAGGGUGCCGGUGGCCGGGUGAUAUACUGGGACGGAGCAAGGGUUUUGGGAGUACUGGCCAUGUCAAGGGCAAUAGGAGACAACUAUUUGAAGCCGUACGUGAUAUCGGAACCGGAGGUGACGAUAACUGAUCGGACAGAAGAGGAUGAGUGUCUGAUACUGGCGAGCGAUGGUUUAUGGGAUGUGGUGUCCAACGACACCGCCUGUAGUAUUGCACGGAAGUGCAUCGAUGGCCAAGCUCCAUCAUCACCUCCUCCGUCACCGGGGAAUAGCGGCGAUGCCGUGAAGGUGGGUAUCGCUGGCGAGACUUCCGACAAGGCGUGCUCAGACGCUUCCGUGUUACUCACCAAGGUGGCUCUUGCUAGGCAUAGUACGGACAACGUUAGUGUUGUCGUUAUUGAUCUCAAGAAGGACACGUAGCAGCACGUCGUUCUCUCCUGCUUCUGCCUUUUUUUAUUUUUUCCGUCUUUUCUCUCUGAUUUUUAAUUCUUCUUUUACUCGAUUCGUACACAGUGAUGGGUAUGUAUAAUUCACUGGU
Telopea speciosissima is the source of this 1490-nucleotide messenger RNA. RefSeq names its product probable protein phosphatase 2C 24. Lineage: Eukaryota; Viridiplantae; Streptophyta; Magnoliopsida; Proteales; Proteaceae. Gene Ontology annotation, biological process: protein dephosphorylation. The transcript is spliced from 3 exons. The coding region runs from base 80 to 1372 and encodes 430 amino acids. Gene Ontology annotation, cellular component: cytosol; nucleus. The record is from RefSeq and is a predicted model, not a curated record. Gene Ontology annotation, molecular function: cation binding; protein serine/threonine phosphatase activity.